AGUUGAAAGUGCAUGACACAUCAAGGAAGAUUCGUCAUCUCACUUCAGUGCAUUGUUGUACAAGAACGUACACAUGCCUGCUCUUUGUUUUUUAUUCCUGUCCAUCCUGAGCCAAGUUUGCUCAGAGGCCCUCAAAGUCAUCGGUCAUGUCGGGCAUGAUAUCACAUUGCCUUGCGCCUAUGACGCCCGAGCUCAUGGCUCUCUGAGUUUCUGUUGGGGUCGAGGAGAGGUACCCACUUUCAAAUGCUCCGAUUACAUCAUUUCCGCCGAAGAUGGGGCGGUUGUCUUCCUCAGUGAGCCCAGGUACCAGCUGCUGGGCCGUGGGGGUGACGGUGACGUGUCCCUGACCAUCCACAACGCCCAGCCCAGUGAUGCUGGGGUGUACGGCUGCAGGGUGGAGUUGCCAGGGUGGUUCAAUGACCACAAAGUCAACACGUAUUUGGUGGUAGAGGAAGCUCCUUUGCAACAGCCCGUCACUCAAGACACUGUACAUCCAACAGCUGGAAUACAACAGGACGUUCCAGGAGAUACAUUAAAGAGCACUAAAAGAGAUGAGGAAAACAUCAAAGUGUUCCAAGAAGUGGGGAACAUUUGCAGGCUGGCAGCUGUAAUCUCAUUUACCGUCAUCAUAAUCACAAUCUUUGUUUCCUCAGGGAGAAGGAGUCGUCCUCUUCAGCAUUUGAAAACAUCAACUAUGGAGAAUAUUUAUCAAAAUGUUUAACGUUAGCACGCCAAUUCUUUGGAAGAAGUGUGUGUGUAUGUAUAUAUAUAU
Molecule: messenger RNA, 772 nt
Organism: Nerophis lumbriciformis (worm pipefish)
Lineage: Eukaryota; Metazoa; Chordata; Actinopteri; Syngnathiformes; Syngnathidae
Source: RefSeq, a predicted model, not a curated record